Molecule: messenger RNA, 1230 nt
Organism: Adineta ricciae
Lineage: Eukaryota; Metazoa; Rotifera; Eurotatoria; Adinetida; Adinetidae
Source: the annotation of a GenBank genome assembly
AUGGUUCUUUCCGAGAAACAAAAGAAUGAACUUAAUCAAGCCAUCGCUGAUUAUCUAACGACAAAUGGUUAUACCGUAGCAUGUAAAGAAUUUUGUAGAGAAGCAAACCUUUCAAUAAAUGACAGUGCGGAGAAGAAAGAUCAGCUGGAGAAAAAAUGGACAUCUGUCAUACGAUUGCAGAAGAAAGUGAUGGAUCUUGAGUCAAAACUUCAAGACGCUUUACAAGAAGUGACAACCGGUGGUCCUACGCGAGAGAAGCGUUCUCCAACUGAAUGGGUACCUCGGCCUCCUGAAAAAUUUGAAUUAAAAGGUCAUCGAGAUACGGUGGUACAUGUUGUCUUUCAUCCAACUUUUGAUGUCAUAGCAUCAUCGAGCGAAGAUGCGACAAUUAAAAUAUGGGAUUACGAAUCAGGUGAACAUGAGAGAACAUUAAAAGGUCAUACAGCACCAGUGCAAGAUAUUGCCUUUGAUCAUACAGGCAAAUGGCUAGUAUCUUGUUCCGCUGAUAUGAGUGUUAGAUUAUGGGAUUUUCAAACUUUUCAAUGUGUUAAAACCAUGCAUGGUCAUGAUCAUAAUGUGUCUUCAGUAACAUUUACCCCUAGUGGUGAUCACAUUAUAUCAUGUAGUCGUGAUAAAACAAUUAAAAUCUGGGAAGUAUCAACCACAUUUUGUAUUAAAACUCUUGUUGGCCAUCGUGAAUGGGUUCGUAUGGUACGUGUUUAUGAAGAUAGUACAUUACUUGCAAGCUCAUCUGUUGAUCAUACGAUAAGAAUAUGGUCUCUGCCAAGCGGGGAAUGUAAAAGUGAAUUACGUGGUCAUGACAAUGUUAUAGAAUGUAUUGCUUGGGCUCCUGAUUCAGCUGGAUCUCAUAUACUUGAGUCAGUUGCGAAUGGUGUAACAGAGGGUCAGAAACGUUCCGGUCCCUACCUUGCUUCCGGUGCACGUGACAAGACAAUCCGAAUCUGGGAUGUAACAAAUGGAUUAGCUUUAUUUAUUUUGACUGGUCACGAUAAUUGGAUACGUGGUCUUCUCUUUCAUCCAGGUGGAAAAUAUCUUUUGAGUUGUUCCGAUGAUAAAACUCUCCGUAUAUGGGAUAUAAAAAAUCGUCGAAAUACGAAGACAAUUGAUGCUCACACACAUUUUUGUACUUCACUUGAUAUGCAUCGAACUAAACCAUAUGUGAUUACAGGUAGUGUGGAUACAACAGUCAAAGUGUGGGAAUGUCGCUAA